AUCCUACAGACAUCUCUAGGAACCCUCACAAACCCAGACACCCACGGACCUCCCCAGAGAUAUCUGCAGGCCCUCCCCAGAGACUCUCAAAAGAUCCCGAAAAAACACUCACAGAGAUCCCUCGAAUCCCUCUUAAAAGAAGUGAUCCCUCUAGGUUUCUCUCCUCUGGAUCCAAUGCAGUCCCCUCAGGAGACCUCGCCCACCCGUGAGGUGGCCAGACUGCUGUUGCCACGGAGACUACUGGGCGUUCCGGUUGCCACGGUGACGGAUGCACUACUCCCCAGCCUGGGUUCCACAGGCUUCAGUCAAGACCCUCCCUCCUCUGGCCUGGACCCACCUCGACCCACCUCCUCCCACCCUUCAGAACUGGCCACAGCUCCUUUGCGAAUUUCCGCAGGUGUCCAAGUUCCCUCCCAAAGUCGUAACUUGCAGGCAAGGCCUCUCACCACACAGCACCCGCAGCCAGGGCUCAUCUACAAUCAAGUGCCUCCUCUCCCUUGGGGCCAACAUUUUCUUUUCCCAGCUUCAGACAAGAUCCUGAUCUAAGGAUUUGUAACAGCUGAAACAAAGCCCAGAGAUGGAAGCAGACAAGGGCACAGAAGAGCCUCAUGUCACCACAGAGGAUGCAGAAGAGCACCCUUCUUCAAAGGACCCCUCUGCUGAGGACUCACAGGAGCCCCCUAUCCCUGAAAUCCCCUUAGAGCCCCUUGCCUCUAAAUCUCAUAUAGUGCCAUCCACUUCCCAGAUCCCUUUAGAGACCCACACCUCUGAAACCCCUUUGGAGCCUUCCAUCCCUGGGACCCCUUUAGCACUCUCUGCCUCUGAGGUCCCUCUGGAGACUCCGAUCUCGAAGGUCCCAGAGAAAGACCUUACUUUUCAUACUUCAGCACGAAGCCCUGUCCCUGGCUCUUCCUCCAAUGAUCUGAAGAAAGACCUCCUCUCUCACUCUCCAUCCAGUGAGGACACCUCUGAGUCCGAGGGCCUUCAAAAGCACCCCCUUUCAGGCCCUCCAGCCCAGGUUCACCUGGACACAUCUGCAAAAGAGAGGGAAGAGGAAGAAGAGAGCAAGAAAGGGGUGAAUGCCACUGACAGAACCACUCACAAAGCACAGCAUGAACACCAGCGGGGCAAGAAGAAGAGGAAGAAAGGAGUCAGCCGUUAUGCCGUCCACCCAGUGGUCCCUGCUCAGCAGGCAGAGCCGGGAGAAGCAGUGAAGGCAGUGCACAGAGAGAAGUGUGGUGCUCAGGUGAAUUAUCUUUUCCAGUGGGAGAAGGAUGCAGCCCUGAAUGCCAUCCAGACAGGUCUCUAUAUCGGCUGGCGCUGCCCCCAUUAUCUAUGGGACUGUUUCCGGAUCGGGGAGGAGUCCAAGUGCUUUUGUGGACACUUGCUGAGAGAGCACCAGAUCAUCUCAGACAUAUCUGUGCCCUGCAGUGUGGGCCAGUGCCGCUGCCUCGUGUUCUGCUUUAUCCCAUCACGCCCAGAGGAGGCUGUUGCUGCAGCUGCUUUGAGUCUAAUUUCCUCUGUGCGGCCUGUGACCGGCGCUGGGAGGAACAUGAAACUUUCUUUGAGACCGAGGAGACGCGGCGGCGAGGAGGGAGGCCUCACGGAGCAGACCACACGCCUUUCGCAGAGAUGUCUACCCUCCGAGAGGCCAUCAGCAACAACUCUGACUCGGAGGCCCCCCAGAAGCAGGCACCCUCUGACCAUCCCCACUCCUACCCUAAUCCCCCUGGGCUUCCACCCACCGUCCGGCCUGGCCCCAUGUCUGGGCCCCGUACCUGACCCUUUGACCUCUGCUCUUCCCUCUUCCAGGGACAGACAAUGCCUGGUGCAGGCCUCUGUGAUCCACAAUAAAGGGAAAGCCACUGGCAUCUGACUGGUUCUGUGUGAGGCAGAUAGAGCCCGCCCCAGGGAUAGGCUCCUUCGGACCUUCGAGUCCACACCACCUACUGAGGGGAGAGAGCAGACCAAGUGGGAGAGAGGCUGGAUCGGGUCAUCCGCCUCCUCCACACCCACAUUCAAGAAGGGAGGGGAUCUCAAGGAUAGAGUGAGCAGUGAUGUUAGAGACAGCCGGGGGCUCCAGUUAAGACAAAGGCUGAAAAGUGGCCACUGGAUUGUGCAAUGAGAAGGCCUCUGGUGACUUUAGUUAGAGUAGUUUCAGUGGUGCAGUGGAGGCAGGAACCAAACAGCAGUGCGUGUGAAGGAAUUUUUGUAAAAGGCUUAGAUGAAAAGAGCAGAGAAGAAGUCAGACAAUAGCUACAGGGGGAUGUGGAGUCAAGCAAGCAUUUUUUCGGAGGAAAAAGGGAGGGGCCAGUAGAGAAAAAGACCUGAAGGAUGCAGAAGAGAGAGAUGCCUGGUGAGGCCAGAUCCCAAAGAUGGAAGAAAGGGAUGAGGUCAAGGCACAGGUGAAGGGAUUCACUCUGGACAGGAGAUACCACUCCCUAAGGGAAGGAGGGAAGGAAGGAAGGAAGGAGCCUCCACUGAGCUACAGGGAGUAGGAUCUUGUGGAAAUUCCCCUGUGAAGGAGGAGACAAGGUGAGUUGCUGGUGAGGGAGGAGAGAGAGAAGAGUGGGCAGUAGGAGACGGGAAGAGAGCAGUAAAGGUUUGGAAAGACGAAUGAGAGGCACUGGAGAAAAACCUAACCAGCGGGUCAUUCAGGUACAGGUGGAAACAGGAACCUAGUUAGAGAAGCAAAGAAGCCAAAUCUUUAGAUUAAUGGGUGGUGAUGGGAAGGGUGGAAGGGAGAAUGAUCAGGAAAAUAAGGCGAAAGACCAGUCAGAAUGGCCAUCAUCAAAAAGUCGACAAACAGAGAGUUCCCUUGUGGGCCAUAAGUUAAGCAUCGGGUAGUGUCACUGUAGCAGCUUGGGUCACUCUGUGGCACAGGGUUCAAUCCCUGGCCUGGAAACUUCCACAGGCCCCAGGCACAGCCCAAAAUAAAUAAAUAAAGUCUACAAACAA
This is a messenger RNA of Sus scrofa (pig), 2958 nucleotides long. It is a transcript of the gene FAM221B, whose product is annotated as family with sequence similarity 221 member B. The record is from RefSeq and is a predicted model, not a curated record. Lineage: Eukaryota; Metazoa; Chordata; Mammalia; Artiodactyla; Suidae.